Cuscuta europaea is the source of this 834-nucleotide messenger RNA. The record is from the annotation of a GenBank genome assembly. Lineage: Eukaryota; Viridiplantae; Streptophyta; Magnoliopsida; Solanales; Convolvulaceae.
CCCGCCUCCGGGGUGCAGGUGGAGAAGCUGCCGGUUGGAACGCCGGCGGGGGCAGAGGAGUCGCUGCCUGAGAUCCUCACAGUUGCGUUCCCGAGGGGUAUGUCUUUGGCCAGCGGCGCCGUCGACCCGGGGGCCAUCCUGAGGGGUAUGACCCCUGAGACGGAUAGGGCUGCCCUCGGGGCCUACAAUGAUGCGGCCCUCGAGGACCACAUUCUCCGCUCCUCCCUCUCUGCUUGCUUAGCCCUCGGCGAACAGGCUCGGAGGCUUCAAGAAUGGCGCCUCCACAGAGCGGAGCAAGACGCCAGAAUGAGGGAGUGCCUCCUCAAGAACCAGGAGGCGGUGAAGCUGGGGGCCCAGCUAGAAGAGGAGCUCCGGCAGAUGAGCUUGAAACUGGAGGCUGCAGAGAAAGGCAAGGCUGAUGCUGAGGCCGCUGCCAGGAGAGCUGCUAAAGAGGUCGAGGACUCCAAAGCGCUAGCUGUCGCCAGGGCUCAGGAGGAGGCCGUUGAGGCCUUUGUCGCCGAGGGUUGGAGAGCCGAGGGGCGCAAGAUGUGGGUGUCCUCGGUCGUGGAGGCCUGCGUUGAAGAAUGGGCCGAGGGCCCUGGGUGGGAAUGGAUGGCCCGGAAGGGCAGAGAGUACUAUGAAGCCGGCGAGUUCUUCACCCAGGCCCUCAUCUACCGGAGGAUGGCCCGGCAUUUGGGCAUUGAGCAAAAGGACUUCUCCCCCUCGGCGUAUGGUCUUCCCCCCUUGCAGCCUGAUGUUCGUGAGCCGCUCCCGGAAGGUGUUCAGAGGCCCGACCUUGAGGACACGGUGUUGAAGAAUGAGGUCGAGGACGAC